Molecule: messenger RNA, 1905 nt
Organism: Triticum turgidum subsp. durum (durum wheat)
Lineage: Eukaryota; Viridiplantae; Streptophyta; Magnoliopsida; Poales; Poaceae
Source: the annotation of a GenBank genome assembly
AUGGAGCUGAAGCCCGGCAUGUCGGCCCUCGUCACCGGCGGCGCCUCCGGCAUCGGGAAAGCGCUCUGCAUCGCUUUUGCACAAAAGGGUUUAUUUGUGACGGUGGUCGACUUCUCUGAACAAAAUGGAAGAGAAGUCACUUCGCUAGUUCAAAAGGAGAACAGAAAGUUUCAUGGAGAUCUUGGAGUACCGUCUGCCAUAUUCGUCAAGUGUGAUGUUUCUAUUGAAGGUGAUCUAGCUGCUGCUUUUGCGAAACAUGUAGACACAUAUGGUGGACUAGAUAUCUGCAUCAAUUGUGCUGGAAUUGCCAACAAAACAUUAGUUUAUUAUGAUACAUCUGACGGAACUAGGACAUGGAGGCAUGCCAUAAAUGUGAACUUUGUCGCUGUUAUUGAUGGUACUCGCAUUGCAAGUCAAAUAAUGCGAUCCCGGAAGAAGCCUGGUGUCAUAAUCAAUAUUGGUUCAGCUGCGGGCCUUUAUCCCAUGUUCGCCGAUCCCAUAUAUACUGGGACAAAAGGUGGUGUUGUUAUGUUUACUCGAUCACUUGCUCCAUUGAAACGCCAUGGUGUUCGUGUCAACGUGCUCUGCCCUGAGUUUGUUCAAACUAAUAUGGCUGAGCAAAUAAAUCAAAAAAUAGUACAUGCAACUGGUGGAUUUUUGAAGAUGGAGGAAGUUGUUAAUGGCGCAUUUGAACUUAUAAAAGAUGAGAGCAAAGCUGGUGCUUGCCUUUGGAUAACUAAGCGGAGAGGGAUGGAAUAUUGGCCAUCAGCAGAGGAACAAAGAAAAUAUCUGUUGAAUUAUACCAAGUCAAAAAGAACAGUAACAAAGAAUGUAUUUCCUAGCAUCCAAACACCUGAGUUUUAUGAGAAGAUAGUUGUUCACACACUCAGCCAUAAUUUCCGCAAUGCUACAAGACUUGAUCGUGUGCGAUUGAGAUUGCCCAUUGAACCACAAAGUGCGCUAGUUAAAAUAAUAUACGCUGGUGUAAAUGCUAGUGAUGUAAACUUCAGCUCCGGACGGUAUUUCAGUGGUAGUGCUAAAGAAACUGCUGCACGCCUUCCGUUCGAUGCUGGUUUUGAGGCUGUGGGAAUUGUUGCUUCUGUUGGAGAUGCAGUGAGCCAUGUCAAAGUUGGCAGUCCUGUGGCCCUUAUGACUUUUGGAAGCUAUGCUGAAUUUACGAUGGUUCCAGCCAAACAUCUUCUUCCGGUGCCAAGACCAGACCCGGAGGUCGUUGCUAUGCUAACAUCAGGAUUGACCGCUUCAAUUUCUCUUGAAAAGGCAGGUCAAAUGACAUCUGGGCAAGUUGUUUUAGUUACAGCAGCUGCUGGUGGAACAGGACAGUUCGCGGUUCAGCUUGCAAAACUAGCUGGCAACAAGGUUGUUGCCACAUGUGGUGGCGAAAGUAAGGCUGCAUUUCUAGCUUCCUUAGGUGUUGAUCGAGUUAUCAACUACCAGCAUGAGAAGAUCAAAGAUGUUCUGAAAAAGGAGUUUCCAAAAGGUGUAGAUAUUAUAUAUGAAUCUGUAGGUGGGGACAUGUUUGAUUUGUGCUUGAAUGCGCUCGCAGUCCAUGGACGCCUCAUUGUAAUUGGUAUGAUCUCUCAGUAUCAAGGAGAGGAGGGAUGGAAGCCGAAGAACUACACUGGACUAUGUGAGAAGAUUCUUGCUAAAAGUCAAACUGUGGCUGGAUUUUUCCUGGUUCAACAUGCUCACAUGUGGCAAGAUCAUCUUGACAAACUAUUUGAGUUGUAUGCCUCUGGAAAGCUAAAGGUCUCACUCGACCCUAAGAAAUUCCUGGGCGUUGCUUCCGCGGUGGAUGCGGUAGAGUAUCUUCAUUCUGGCAAGAGCGUCGGCAAGGUCGUCGUCUGCAUCGAUCCAGCUUACAGCCAGACCCUCGCUAAGCUGUAG